Messenger RNA from Cladophialophora bantiana CBS 173.52, 2241 nucleotides. RefSeq lists its product as uncharacterized. Gene Ontology annotation, cellular component: cytoplasmic microtubule; mitotic spindle; microtubule organizing center. Gene Ontology annotation, molecular function: microtubule binding. Gene Ontology annotation, biological process: astral microtubule depolymerization; mitotic spindle assembly. The record is from RefSeq and is a predicted model, not a curated record. The coding region runs from base 1 to 2241 and encodes 746 amino acids. The transcript has 2 exons. Lineage: Eukaryota; Fungi; Ascomycota; Eurotiomycetes; Chaetothyriales; Herpotrichiellaceae.
AUGGCGUUCUUCUGUGACCACAUGACCUUCCUCAAGGCUACUACUGCCAAUACAUUCAACUACACAGCCAAGAAGGUCAAUACAGCCAUCCCUGCUAUCGGAAAAGCCGUCUAUUUUGCCAUUGCAGGCGCUAGAGCCAAAAUGCUCGGCAAAACUUAUGCUGAUGUGCUCAACUUCCUGCAUUACGAAUUCACCCUUCCAGAGACCGAGGAAAGCUGGAAGAAGCGACAGGAUCUUCUCGCCGAGCUCUCGGACAUCUUCGAAAAGCGCAAAGAAAAUAGCGCCAUCCCAAACGACUUUGUCCAAAAAGUCAAAGCCGUCUUGCCUCACAUCGUCACCACUGCCGGCUCUGAGCGUACCACUCUGUCUGCUCAAGCCUGCCGAGCUCUCUCAAACAUUGCAAAGCACCUCGAGACCCAAAUCCAGCCGCAACUCGAUCUCCUUCUUUCUGGUCUCAUUGUCAUCUGCGGUUCGACCAAGACGGUCAAUCAGAAAAAUGCCAAUGACGCAAUCGUCAACAUCUGCAAACAUGCUGGUUACAGCCCUCGGUUGUUCUAUCACGUCUGUUCUGCAUUCAAAGAUAACCGCAUCCCUCCCCGCACCUAUGCGCCCGAAUGGCUACGCAUCCUCAUCGAAACCUAUCGCACUCAGAUGGACCGCGAGAAAGAUGCUCCUGCAUGUGAAAAAGCCAUCCUCCAAGGCCUCACAGAUGGACAAGUCAAAGUGCGCGAGAACAGCCGUGCUGCCUUCUGGACCUUCCAUUCAUACGACCCACGAGGUGCCCGCAAUAUCAUGAAUGGCCUCAACACUCAUGCUCAAAAGGCUUUGAAAGCCGAUCCACACAACCCAGACAAAUCUUCGGCCACUGCUGCCCAAGCUAAUGCUGUUCCAAGACCAAAGUCGGCGCUUGCCUCUAUCAAAGCUCAGAACAAAGAACGCAUGGCUCAGAGCCAAGAGUCGUCGCAGCAACGUGGCUUGACCCCUGAACCGAUCAAAUCCGACGACUUCAAACUCUUUGGUACCAUGGAGGACGUCGAAAAGAAGCCGAGUCUUCUCUCAGCCCCUGUCAGGAGACGCAUCGUUGCCACUCCAAUGCCUUCAGUCAACAGUGUUCAGCGUCCUGAAUCUCGCGGCCGAGCUGUAACGUCGGCGUCCUCCGUCUCGAAAGACAACACCAUUAAUGUUGUCCCAGAAAGUGUCCUCAAAUCCAGCUAUGAGACAAUUAAAUCCGACGGCAAAGAAAAUGCCCUCAAAUCCAGCUAUGAGACAAUCAAGUCCGAUGGCAAAGAAAAUGCCAUGGUGAUUCGUCCACGGAAAAAGCGAUCUCCAAAGAGAUCACCUCGGCGUUCUCCCGAGCGAGAUGGCCUUGCCUCCGAGAAAAAGACCCUUUUGAUGGCCAUGGAGGCACUUCGACGUUCCAGUCUUGAUGCUCUCGGCUACCGCAGGCUCAGGAAACUGAUUGAAGAAAACCCUGGUGUUUUGAUCACCAAGCACUCACAGUUCAACGAACUCUUUGAACUCCUCAUCAACAACAUGGUGUCGUUGGAUAUGAUCACCGAAUCCCGAGAUAAACGCGCCACAAACCUCAACCAUCCAGCUUAUAACACACACACGAUUCUCAUAACGUUGGUCCAUCUCUUCCAACAAUAUCCCCAGUGGCCUGAACCACAGCCUGGAAUGACACUUUCCGCACUACUCAUUGCUAGAUGCAACCACAGCUCCUCAUAUGCAUCUGUGCUUUCGGCUAUCGACGACGGUGCCUUUCUUCUGUGCAGUCACACGCAGACUGUUCUCCCCACGAUCGAUGCCGUCCUCGACACGCUCGAACAGAUUGAGUACAUCAUUACUACAAAUGAUCCUAUUGUUACCCCCAAAUCAACCGAUACUAUUUUUUACAACAGCCUCCAGAGUCUUGCGUCGGAGUUUGGCCCGGAAAAGUCUCGCUUUGCAAACAGGCUCCCUAUCAUUAUGGACUUCGGCUUGAAGAUCCUCAAUGCUCUCCUCAUUCGGCUUGUUUCCUGCAACGAAACUCUCUACGAGAUCCAAGAGGAUCGCCUCGCUGCGUAUGCCGAACACCUUCUCGCCAGCUACACAUCCAUCAUCAAAAGAGCUGUCAUGAACUUUUGCAUCAAUCUUCAUGCUGUCAUCAAACCCGAAGCCAGAUUCUACAAGUACUUCAAGAAGGAGUCGGACAAGAACCUGAUUCAUUAUUAUGUUGACGUUGCUGGAACAUCUUAUUGA